Messenger RNA from Penicillium brevicompactum, 1272 nucleotides. RefSeq names its product 3-deoxy-7-phosphoheptulonate synthase class II. Gene Ontology annotation, biological process: aromatic amino acid biosynthetic process. Lineage: Eukaryota; Fungi; Ascomycota; Eurotiomycetes; Eurotiales; Aspergillaceae. Gene Ontology annotation, molecular function: 3-deoxy-7-phosphoheptulonate synthase activity. The transcript has 7 exons. The coding region runs from base 1 to 1272 and encodes 423 amino acids. The record is from RefSeq and is a predicted model, not a curated record.
AUGGCGGAAUGGAGUCCAAGCUCUUGGACACAAAAGCCCAUCAAACAAGAUGUGGUUUACGAAGAUCUUCAAGGGUUGAAAGACUCACUACAAAAAUUGCAGAAGCUACCCCCGCUUGUGACCACCCAAGAAAUCAACAACCUCAAAUCCAGCCUCCGAAAUGUGGCUCUAGGCAAUGCAUUUGUGCUCCAGGGUGGCGACUGUGCUGAGCUGUUCGACUACUGCAACCAGGACAUGAUCGAGGCCAAAGUAAAGCUCCUGUUGCAGAUGAGUCUGGUUCUAAUUUGGGGCGCCAACAAGCCCGUCAUCCGUAUUGCGCGCAUUGCUGGCCAAUUCGCCAAACCACGAUCAAGCCCAACAGAGGUAGUCAAUGGAGUGGAAAUGCCCUCUUUCCGCGGUGACAACAUCAACGGCUUCGCAGCAGACCUCUCAUCCCGCCAACCAGACCCAUCCCACUGGGGUCUCGGCCACGUAAUCACCCCCUCCAUCAAAGAGCAAUACGCCAAAACCGUAAAUGCCGUCAAAGACGCCCUCCGGUUCAUGCGCACCGUAGGAAUCGACAAAGACCGCGGCGUCGAAACGGCUGACAUCUAUACCAGCCACGAAGGUCUAUCUCUGGAGUACGAGCAGAGUCUCACUCGCCUCUUACGGCACCCGGGCACCGCGCAGUCGGAAACCGCCUACUACGCGACAUCCAGCCAUUUCCUCUGGAUUGGCGAUCGGACGCGCCAGCUCGAUGGUGCCCAUGUGGAGUUCUUCCGCGGGAUUGCGAAUCCCGUGGGUAUCAAGAUCGGUCCUAGUAUGGCGCCGGAGGAGCUGGUUCGACUGUUGGAUGUUGUCAAUCCGGACCGGGAGGUCGGGAAGGUGACGCUGAUCUCGCGAUACGGAGCUGCGAAGAUUUCGAACUUCUUGCCUGCUCACAUUGCUGCUGUGCAGGGAUCGGGUCAUAUUCCUGUCUGGCAGUGUGAUCCUAUGCAUGGUAAUACGCAGAGUACGCCGUCUGGAGUGAAGACGCGCCAUUUCACGGAUAUUUUGUCUGAGCUGAAGCAGGCUUUGGAGAUUCACCGUGCUGCGGGGUCGUUCCUUGGGGGUAUGCAUCUUGAACUUACUGGUGAGGCUGUCACUGAAUGUGUGGGUGGUGCGGCUGGGUUGACGGAGGAUGGGCUCGGAGAACGGUAUACGACAUUCUGUGAUCCACGACUCAAUGAGAAACAGGCUCUAGAGUUGGCUUUCUUGGUUGCUGGGUUCUACCGUGAAGAGUCAGAUGAUUAG